Molecule: messenger RNA, 2725 nt
Organism: Panicum hallii
Lineage: Eukaryota; Viridiplantae; Streptophyta; Magnoliopsida; Poales; Poaceae
Exons: 10
Coding region: 793-2559 (588 amino acids)
Source: RefSeq, a predicted model, not a curated record
CCUGCCCCUGCCCUGCUGCCCGGCGCUCAGCGCCAUCGCCUCUCCCCUCGCCCAGCGGCAACGAAUCCGCCUGCCUCGUCAGCUCAUCAUCGCAGCCCGCCAGCAUCAGAUUCUCUCUACUAAACCCUCCUGUUGCGGUUUCUAAUCCGGAUGACCGCCGCGUCCGUCAUUAUCUCUCGUCUCGGAGCCAGCCAAUCGACUCCACCUCACCUUUCCUCCCCCACCACCAGCGGAUUCAUCUAGCUGCAGUUUCCCGCACGGUGGUGGUAACCGCCCUACCACCCACGCCCACCACCACCAUCUUCUCGGCAAUUUUCACCCUCGACUCGACUCCUCCGGGGCGCCUGUCGCCUCCGACCUCCUGCCACCUGCCGACGGCGCAGCCUUGUGUGUCACCGGGGCGCGGCCCCACUCCCCCUGUCUUCUUGCUCACGCUGCUGGCGGCCCCGUUCCCUAAUCUCCAGAGCUCAGAGUUCUGCGGGUUCCUGACUUUGGGUGGAGGCAGGCGUGCGUGGUGAUGGCCGAUUCUUCUUGAGAAAAGCAUGCAGUUUCUCUUUCUCCUCCCAGCAAAGGUGCUCUAGCCGUUCCUGGGUUCGGGUUCUGGGCUCUUGCUUGCUGCUCUGCGGAAUUGGGAACGCUGCGAGGACUGGAUUGGAGGAAAAAUUGUUGCUUGGGAGGAUUUUGGUGGUUGUCCAGCAGCUCGCUAGUGGUUCAGAAUUGGGAGAGCUUUGGAGGAAGAAUUGAGCCCUGGCCUCUUGUUUGGCUUGAAGGAGGCCGAGGAAGUUGCCGCCAAUGGAGCCGUUCAGGCCCUCCCUCUUGAGCUUCCUCAAGUUCCUGCCAUACUUCUGCGGUCUCCUCAUCCUGGGCUUCAUCAAAGGUGUUUUGCUGUGCCCUUGGGCAUGUCUGAUUAUGGCAGUUGGACUAUCUGCACUGAUUCUAGGCUUAUGGCCUAUGCAUUUGAUCUGGACGUACUACUGCAUUAUCAGAACUAAGCUGGUGGGACCUGUAGUAAAGUUUCUGCUUCUUAUUGCUGCUACUGCAAUCUUGAUCAUAUGGCUCAUAAUUGGCAUCCCGGGAAGCGUAUUUGCUGGACUAGUAUAUGGUUUUCUUGCACCUAUAAUGGCAACAUUUGGAGCAGUUGGAGAAGGGAAAGAAAAGCCAUUUGUUCAUUGUUUUGUGGAUGGAACAUGGAGUACCAUCACUGGAAGUUGUACAGUAGUCAGGGAUGUGAAAGACUUGCUUUUCCACUCCUAUUUUUCAAUUAUGGAUGACCUGCGUCUUCAGAAACCUCCUGAUGGGAAACCAUAUGAGAUAAGAUUGCUUGAUAUCCCGGGGGCGUUAAUAGCAGCAGCUUGUGGGCUCUUACUUGAUGGAGUAAUGUUCACUUUAAUUGCCUUCUACAAGUGUCCUGUGAUGCUUUUCAAAGGAUGGAAACGGCUGAUCCAGGAUAUGAUUGGGAGAGAAGGACCUUUCCUGGAGACAGCUUGUGUGCCAUUUGCUGGUCUUGCUAUUCUUCUUUGGCCAUUUGCUGUAGUAGGAGCUGUUCUGGCGUCCAUUCUCUCCAGUAUUCCUUUAGGUGCUUAUGGUGCAGUUGUCGCUUAUCAGGAAUCCUCCUUUAUCAUGGGCCUUGCCUAUGUUGCUUCAUCAGUGUCUAUCUUUGAUGAAUACACGAAUGAUGUUCUUGACAUGGCAGCAGGUUCUUGCUUUCCAAGAUUUAAAUAUCGGAAGAGCAAGGAUGAGUCUUCACAUGGGCACAAUGUUCCAAUAUCUAGGCCAUCCUCAUUCAACAAGGAGAAGCAAGAAGGGAAAAGACCUCCAUCUCGUGUUACUUCAUUUAAGAACAGCAUAGAUGAGUUCAACCCAUUCAAGUUGUUGGACCACCUUUUUGCGGAGUGCAGGCACCAGGGGGAGGAGUUGGUUAACAAAGGAGUGAUAACAAUGAAAGACAUUGAAGAAACGAAGUCAGGCAAAGUUGGCAGUGGUGUUCUUAACGUUGGUCUGCCAGCAUAUGUUAUCCUCAAUGCGCUCCUUCGGUCCGCAAAAGCUAAUUCUGUCGGCCUAAUUUUGAGUGAUGACUCUGAGAUUACAUCUGACAAUAGACCUAGACAUACUCUCUUUGAUUGGUUCUUUGACCCGCUUAUGGUUAUCAAAGAGCAAAUUAAAGCUGAAAAUUUCACUGAAGAAGAGGAAGAAUAUCUGAAAAUGCGAGUACUGUUGGCUGGUGAUCCCAAUCGCCUGAAGGGCGCUCUUCCUGAGGUGCCAUCCUUGAAUGAGCGUAAAAAGGCGGAGAUAGACGCAUUUGCCCGCAGGUUGCAAGGAAUCACCAAAUCAAUAUCAAGAUACCCUACAGCGAAGCGCCGUUUCGACGUCCUUGUGAAGGCGCUCCUGUCGGAGCUCGAGAGGACAAUGGGCGGCAGCCUGUCUACCAAUGGAUCUCAGGCGCAGAGGCUGCGGAACUCGGUGGCCCGGAUGCUGAGCCAGAAAUCCAUGGGCAAGACAGCCAACAUCAGGGACAAAGACCUAGAAGCGCAGAUAACAAGCUCGUCCCGCACUCCCUGAUAGUUUGUAGUUCAACGAUGCGUGUAUGGUGUAUAGCCAAGCUUUGUACGAAUGAGUAGUUGCUGCGGCUUUGAGCUGAUUCUAACCGUUCUCUUGACUGAUCUGUACAUUUUGUGCACUGUACGCAUCAUGUAUGCAAUCAAAUGUUCCAUAUUGUGGUUGCCUA